Molecule: messenger RNA, 778 nt
Organism: Orbicella faveolata
Lineage: Eukaryota; Metazoa; Cnidaria; Anthozoa; Scleractinia; Merulinidae
Product: eukaryotic translation initiation factor 3 subunit K-like
Biological process (GO): regulation of translational initiation
Cellular component (GO): cytoplasm; eukaryotic translation initiation factor 3 complex
Molecular function (GO): ribosome binding; translation initiation factor activity
Source: RefSeq, a predicted model, not a curated record
AGGACAACCGUUUUUGAUCUUUCGACAUCCAAGAUGGCGGAAGAAAUGCGAGCGAAAGUGGCACAACUUUUGAAAGGAAUAGACAGGUACAACCCUGAAAAUCUUACAACUCUUGAAAGCUAUGUUCAUCUGCAGGUUUAUAAUAAUGCAUAUGAUGUGGAUGCAAAUCUAGCAGUAUUAAAAUUGUAUCAAUUUAACCCUGCCUAUCACCAAACUACAGUCACCAUGCAGAUCCUGCUGAAAGCUCUCAUGACAUUACCAAAUGCCGACUUCAUCAUGUGCAGAUGUUUAAUUGAUGAUGCCAAUCAACAAGAUCCAGCUAUAGCACGUGUCAUUAGACUCGCAGAGCUACUGGAAACAUGUAAUUUUUUGGAGGCCUGGAAAUACUUAGAGGAAGAGAGUUCACUUGUGGAUGGCAUUGUAGGAUUUCAUGAUGCAAUAAGAAAAUAUGCCAGUUAUGUCAUAGGAAUAACAUAUCAAACAAUAGAUAAAAACCUUAUAUCAGAACUUCUUGGAGGGUUGCAAGGUGAAGAACUUGAUGACUGGAUAAAAGCUCAAAACUGGACAAUCAAGGACGACGGAAAAGUAUUCGUUUGCAACCAGGAAGCUCAUAUCAAGUCCAAGAAUAUUGCAGAGAAAAUUGACUUUGAGAGUGUUGCUGGGAUAAUUGCCGCGGCCAAGUAGAAGUUUCGCGCUGAUAACUUAUUUCCACGUCUGAUGUUACUUCUGGUUUCUGUAUUUACCGAGUCUGCUGAGAAAAUAAAACCAGUUUACCAAU